Penicillium egyptiacum is the source of this 2877-nucleotide messenger RNA. The record is from the annotation of a GenBank genome assembly. Lineage: Eukaryota; Fungi; Ascomycota; Eurotiomycetes; Eurotiales; Aspergillaceae.
AUGGGGGAGAACGAGAAGUUGCAUCUUUCAGCCGAAGCCAAAAAGACAUCCAAGGAGAAGCAAAAUGCAGUUGCUGCCCAACCCCUUCCGCCUGCCCCUACGGGGUCCACUCAGUCCGAACGCCGUCAGGGCUCUUCCCAACCCGCGCAACGACGGAAGCUUCAGAAGAAGCCCCCGGGCACUUCGAAGCCCAUAAACAACAAUUACCGGACAAUGAGACCGAUUGGGGAAUACCCAUCGACCACGGAGUACCGAGCUGCUGGCGUGACUCCUCCGUCUGAACGGCCCCACCGCGUCGCGACCGUGCCGACCAACGUCCCGCGCGACGAAGCUGAGCGCAUUUCCCCCGUUAGCGGGGUUGAGAGCCUGACGGCCGACAAGGGCCAUGUUGAGAUCGCUGAAGAAGCGGCACUUGCCUCAAUCUCGAGUGGAGUCCAGACCCUGGCCGAUGAGGCCAUUCGCAGCGUUACCACCCCGGCCGAUGCGGCCACUCCUACCCUCCCAAGCGCAGACGACACAAACAAGUAUGUCACCGUGCUGAUGUCUCUUCCUUUGCACCCCUCAGACAAAUACGAUAUUGCCAAACUCCGGACCGUCAUCAAGUACGCCAUAAUCCACGCAACCGACAACGGCAACGAGGCGUCUGCCCUGGCCCUUCUUUACUUUUGGUCCAAUGCAGUGGAUGAUGAAUUCCAACUCUCUUUGGUCGCCAACAUCUCCGGAGGCGACGGGGGCGACGAACAACUUCGACUUGCCCUCCAGUCUGUCCUCAACAAUUCUAUUCCAGAUGCCCACAAGUGGUAUCAGAAAUACCUUCGCGCUACAGCUAAUGCAGCCGAUAUUCCCUCAUGCAGUGGAUCAAGCCUGCCACCUGGCAAUUCUAUUGACGCAGAGCCCAGCUUCAAGGUCUCCGACAUUUAUCGCGACACCAGUGGUCCUCGGGUUGAGGAAAACUUCCUGAGCGGCAAGUCGAAUACCGCUCCACUCAAGAGACCCAAGAAGCCAUGCAGAGUCAACGAGAAUGCCUACAAGCGCAAGCGCAAGUGGGAAAUGGAUCCUGACCACGAGGAAAAGAUGCGAGCCGUGCGUGCUCGUCUUCAAGCCGAGUCUUACUCGGAAUCAGUUGUCCGGUACAGUGCAAUUCGAACUCAGAUCGGACCCCCAGAUGCCAUCCAGCAUCCCUACAACAUGGAAAACAUUGACGCCGGUGUCGAUGGGGACAUGGAAGAGCUCAAUCGUUCGCGUUCCCUCCCUGCGCCAGGUUCUAUCCUCGAUAUACCUGUUGUCAAGGGUCCAGAGCCCGAGGCUCCUUCUGUCUAUUCACCAUCUGCUUCGCUUAUCGGUCGCAAGACUGGUAAGCCCGUUUCGCGACGCCAGAAAGAUAAGGCCAAGGGCCCUGAGAUCCCACAGCGUGCACGGUCGCUCUCUGUUGAUACCACAGUCUCAAGUCUUUCUUCGCUUUCAAAUUCUGCUUACUCAGUCCGAUUUAACGACUGGUCUGGCGGCCACGAGCCACGCCAAAUGCCGAAUUCUAUUGAACCCCCCGAGAACAGCGACGAUUGCCACCAAUGUGGAAAAGGUGGCGAUUUACUCUGCUGCGAUACAUGUAUUAAUUCGUACCAUUUCGACUGCUUGGAUCCUCCCUUGGAUCCCAAGAAUCCUCCGCAGGGAGAGUGGCAUUGCCCCAAGUGCUCCAUCCGCAACAGUUUCUCGACCUUGAUCGCACACUCCAAACACUAUAAGAAGACAGAGUUCCAACUUCCCCAGGAUAUCAAGGAACAUUUCCAUGGAGUUGAUGAAGGAAUUGUCUAUGAUGGUGAAUAUGCCCGGAAUUUGAAGCAUCAACGAUACUACAAGCCCGCGCCCCACCUGCCGCGGCUGACUAAAGCACCCAAGCAAGACGGCCCUACCAUUUACGCGAAUCCCAUGCUUCUCCGAGAAUACGACAACAAGGGAGACUGCAUCCGUUGCUCCAAGUGUGGUUUUACAUCCCAAGGUACACGUCCCAUUAUCACUUGCGACUACUGUCCUUGCCGCUUCCAUCUGGAUUGUCUUGAUCCUCCCCGCGCCAACCCCCCUAACCCCAAGGUCGGGUGGAUGUGUCCUAACCAUGUCACUCCUGACGAUAUGAUUGCCACCAAGGAGAUUAAUGGCAGCAAAGAGCGUACGCGCCGUGUUCGCCGAACCAAGAACAUGGCGUACAUUGAUUGUGACAUCAUGCUUCCUGACGACCCUAACCAAAGUCUGUUUGACGACGACUGGAGAGAGAAAAGAGCCCGUUUCCUUGGAGGCGAUGUCGUUUUGAACUUCAUCACUGCCGUCAAGAACGAUCACCAAGAACGUGAAAAUGAGUAUGCCAGGACUGUCGAACGAAAGUGCUUGGACUUGACCAAGCAACUCACCAAUGAAUACCUCAACCGUGCUGAAGCUGCCGGGAUUGCCAACAACAUCACACAGAACGGUCUUCCCGCAGAUUUCACCCAGAAUGUCUCUUCCGCUGUUAACACCAUGAUCGCCGGCGCUCCUGUUUCCACUGAAGAAUUUGACGCUGCCGCUGCCCUCCUCAGCAUGGCUACAAGCCAGCCUCCUGCUGUUGGCGAAGGUCACAUCGCCGAAGCUGCCGGGCCUGCCUCGCCCGUCACUCAGAAGCCUCUGUCUCGAAUUGACGAGGAGUCUACCUUGGGUUCUUCUCACGCCCCAACCUCUCCUCCCGACGCCUCUCGCCCUGCCAAGGCAUACUCAGAUGCCGAGGAGUCCCACGACUCCGAGCUUCUCCCUCGGAUCCCUGUUUUCAAGCGGAACAAGCGAUCCCGCCCCGAUGACCAUGGAUCGGCCGGAGAGCCGGCGCAGAAGCGCCAAUACACCAAGUCCAAGUGA